Messenger RNA from Maudiozyma saulgeensis, 2601 nucleotides. Lineage: Eukaryota; Fungi; Ascomycota; Saccharomycetes; Saccharomycetales; Saccharomycetaceae. The record is from the annotation of a GenBank genome assembly.
AUGAAAGCCAGAGAUAGCUACCCCACCAAAAAACAGACUUCAUCAAAAAAGACCUCAAUAAAGAUUGAGAAAAAAAAUUUGAAUACAAAAACAGCAUCACCACUUACAAGAAUAAUUAAUACUCCAAUAACUGCUUGUAAAAGAUGUAAACAAAAAAAAAUCAAAUGUGACAAACUAUUACCAACAUGUGCUCAUUGUUCUAAAGCUAAGGUAUCUUGCAUAUCUGUCGAUCCCGCAACAGGAGAAGAUGUACCAAGAUCAUAUGUCUUAUUCUUAGAAGACACUCUUCAAAUCUUCUUAAAGAAAUUGCAACAAGAGAGUAUUGAUUUAAAAAAUGUGAGGUCAACAUUUCCUGUAUCGAGCAAUGAUCCUCCUUAUACUGGUAAAUCAAUCCAGUCUGGAUCUAAUUCUGAAUAUUAUCUACAUGAUAACGGGCUAUUGGGAGAUUUUUUAAUUAACCAAGGUCAUUUAAUAAAAGGAACUACUGAUAUUAUUACACCAUCAACUGCAAGUCAUUCAUUUGAUAAUACUUUAGCAGUAACGCCAAGUCCUGUUACAGACAAUGCGGCGUCAUUAGAUUUUGGUAAAUCAAAUAAAGACAUAAACAGUCUUGCGUCAAUUAAGGAGACAAAUCCAAGUUCAUUUCUAGGUGAUUCCUCUGGUGUAUCAUUUGCCAGGUUGGUAUUUACGGCAACAAAUAUUAAACCAGAAUUACUUGUAACGGAUACUGAUGGAGGUAUAGAUAAAGAAAAUAUAAUUUUAAAGGAAUCUAUUCAUCAAAAUGCACAGGGUCAUAUUAAUGAUACGUCACAAUUACCAGAUAAGUUUGAAGCACAAUCGUUAAUUGUUAGUUUUUUUUCAUACACAAAUGUUCAAUUACCAAUCCUCCAUAGGGAAUUUUUCUUGAAAAAGUAUUUCGAACCAAUUUAUGGACCAUGGGAUUAUAAUAUUUCAUUACUUUCUGACUAUACUGAAAUUAAUAAAUCUUUUAAUCUUCCCAAGAAUGUCUUUAUUGAUAAAGAUGCGGAAGAUGAAAUGGAGAAAGCAUUUAACCCAUGGUACAAUAUAUGGAAAAGCUAUGCGAGAUCUAACAAACAUAAAGAGCCCGAGGUACCUAAAAGGUUACAUAUCCCACUAUUUUUCCUGAAUAUUGUAUUUGCGAUUGGUUUUGCUACAGAUGUCAUACAAUCUAAAAUCUCUAAAGUAGUUGCAUUCAAGAGAAGAGCUGCCCAUUAUGCUAAUUCAUUAUUUGUUACUACUGAUCGAUUAGAAGCUUUAUCAGGAACAUUAUUGUUAGUUAUAUAUGCUCUGAUGAGACCAAAUGUCCCUGGAGUGUGGUAUGUUUUAGGAUCAGCUUUGAGAUUGACGGUUGAUUUAGGUUUGCACACCGAGAAAUUAAACAUGAACUAUGAUCCCUUCACCAGAGAAAUGAGACGACGAUUAUUUUGGUCAGUAUACUCCUUAGAUAGGCAAAUUUGUUCCUAUUUUGGUCGUCCCUUUGGAAUUCCAGAAGAGAGUAUAACAACUAGAUAUCCUAGUAUGCUUGAUGACUCGUAUAUAGACACUAAGGAUUUUGUUCAAAAUGGAAUAACUAUAACUGAUUAUUCAGAUGCAGAGCUCUAUUCAAUAUCUAGCAAACAUAUUGCAAUUUCUAUGUUUAAAAUAAGAAAAUUACAGGCUUCCAUAGUAAGAAUAUUAUAUGCGCCUCACUCAGAAUUGCCAAGGGCAUUUAAAAAUAUAGAAGACUGGAGGUCUACCAUACUCGAAGAGCUUGAUCGUUGGUAUGCCGAAGACGUACCAAAAAAUUCGUUGAAAAUGAAUUGCGGGUUCAAUACAUUUGUGUUUGAUUUAAAUUAUCACUAUUCGAAGCUUAUCUUAUUCGGUAUAUCUCCAAAGUGCCCAAAUUUGACAACUGAGUCCUUCAAGGUGGUUUUUGAAAGUUCAAAAGGAACGAUAGAUGUAUUCCAUAAUCUUUGCAUUAAUAAAAAAUUAAGCUAUACGUGGGUAGCUGUCCACAAUAUUUUUAUGACUGGUAUGACUUAUCUAUACACCAUUUAUUAUUCAAACGAUCCAAUAUUAAAAGAUGAAUAUGAUGUUCUGGAAUAUACAGCGAAAGUUCUAAAUGUAUUGAAAGAAUUGAUCGGGAAAUGUGAUUCUGCUAAAAACUGUUAUCAAAUUUACAAGACAUUAGCAGCUGUGGUCAAGAAAUUAAAAUUGGAUGAUUUGGCAAAUAAAACAAAAGAUAAGGAGCAAUAUAAUUUAACUACACAUAAUGAUGUUGUACCAAACUCCGAUUAUACUGACAUCUCACUAAACCAAUUCUUCCAGGAAAUGGAAAAAUUUAAUACUGUUCCAACGAUAGGCGGAAAUAAUCAUGAAGGGAUAUCUACUACGGAUGAUUUAGGGACAGAAACCUUGAAUGAGCCAUCUUUAAUGAAUAGUCUAGGAAAUGGGUUGGAACAUCAAGCAAGACGCGGGUCUAUUGAACAAGAUUCGAAUAUGAUUGAUUUGUUGUACCAAGUUUCUUCACAGUCGAUAUGGGAUGAAUUCUUCGUCAAGAGUAGCUCGAACGACAAUGCAGUUCCAGACGUGUAUUUUUAA